GUGGGUCAGGGCAGGCGGUGCGGGGUGCGGUGGAGACAGACCCCGCCGAACGUGAGUGCCUUGGAGAUCGGAUCAGGACCGUGUCGGGCCGGGAAUAAGGGACCCCGACCGUCAUGUUAGGGUGAAGCAGAGGAGCUCGGUGCUGAACAUGCUAAGGAGGCUGGACAAGAUCAGGUUCAGAGGUCACAAGAGAGAUGACUUCCUCGAUCUAGCAGAGUCUCCAAACGCCUCGGACACCGAAUGUGGAGACGAAAUACCCCUGAAGAUACCUCGGACCUCGCCCCGGGACCCCGAGGAGCUGAGGGACCCCGCUGGUCCAGGGACACUCAUCAUGGCCGCAGGAGUCCAGGACUUUAACCGGACAGAGUUCGAUCGACUGAAUGAGAUCAAAGGUCACCUGGAAAUUGCCUUAUUGGAAAAACACUUCUUACAGGAGGAGCUCCGGAAGCUGCGAGAAGAGACCAACUCGGAGAUGCUGAGGCAGGAGCUGGACCGGGAGCGGCAGCGGAGGAUAGAGCUGGAACAGAAGGUGCAGGAGGUGCUGAAGGCCAGAACCGAGGAGCAGACGGCUCAGCCGCCGCCGAAGGGGCAGACCCAGGCCACCAACGGAGCAGACCGCCGGAGCCAGGGGCUGUCCUCCCGCGCCCAGAAGUGGUUCUACGACAAGUUCGGGGUGUACGUGGAGGACUUCCGCUUCCAGCCCGAGGAGAGCACCGUGGAGGCCGAGGAGCCCCUCAGCGCCCGCAGGUUGACCGAGAACAUGAGACGCCUGAAGCGUGGUGCCAAGCCUGUCACUAACUUCGUGAAGAACCUCUCUGCCUUAUCUGACUGGUACUCCGUCUACACGUCAGCCAUCGCCUUCACCGUGUACAUGAACGCCGUGUGGCAUGGCUGGGCCAUCCCGUUGUUCCUGUUCCUAGCAAUUCUGCGGUUGUCCCUCAAUUACCUCAUCGCCAGGGGCUGGAGGAUUCAGUGGAGCAUCGUGCCGGACGUGUCUGAAGCCGUGGAACCUCCCAAGGAGGACCUGACCGUGUCUGAGAAGUUCCAGCUGGUGCUGGACGUCGCCCAGAAAGCCCAGAACCUGUUUGGGAAGAUGGCCGACAUCCUGGAGAAGAUCAGGAACUUGUUCAUGUGGGUGCAGCCGGAGAUCACGCAGAAGCUGUACGUGGCGCUCUGGGCCGCCUUCCUGGCCUCCUGCUUCUUCCCCUACCGCCUGGUGGGGCUCGCUGUGGGACUCUACGCGGGCAUCAAGUUUUUCCUCAUCGACUUCAUCUUCAAGCGCUGCCCGAGACUGCGGGCCAAGUACGACACGCCCUACAUCAUCUGGAACAGCCUCCCCACGGACCCCCAGCUCAAGGAGCGCUCCAGCGCCGCCGUGUCGCGCAGGCAGCUGCAGACGACCUCCUCGCGGAGCUGCGUGUCCAGCACGCCGGCGGGGCUGGGCAAGGAGGAGGACGCCGGGCGCUUCCACGGAACCAAGAAGGGCAACUUCCACGAGAUCUUCAACCUGACGGAGAACGAGCGGCCGCUGGCGGUGUGCGAGAACGGCUGGCGCUGCUGCCUGAUAAACAGGGACCGCAAGAUGCCCACGGACUACAUCCGCAACGGCGUGCUCUACGUGACGGAGAAUUACCUGUGCUUCGAAAGCUCCAAGUCAGGGUCCUCGAAGAGGAACAAGGUCAUCAAACUGAUGGACAUCACCGACAUCCAGAAGUACAAGGUCCUGUCCGUCCUCCCAGGCUCAGGCAUGGGGAUCGCAGUAUCGACGCCAUCCACCCAGAAACCGCUUGUGUUCGGGGCCAUGGUGCACAGAGACGAGGCCUUCGAGACCAUCUUCAGCCAGUACGUGAAAAUCACGUCCGCAGCGGCGUCUGGCGGCGACAGCUAGUAUCCACUCUCCCGGGACAUUGCUGGAAUUUUUUUUUUUUAAUAAUUCGGUAGUGGAAAAAGAUUGGACAUCCUCAUCUUUUGCAAUAAUUCUCCUCGACCUGUGGUUUUAUUGCGUUGAUCCCUGCGUUUGAUGGACCACGUGGGGCCGGGGCCCAAGGACGGAGGGUGCCCUGCCGCGGGCCUGCAGGGAGGUGGCAGUGCCGGCCCCGUCCCCACCUCAGCUGGGACCGAGAGGCUGCACCGGGCCCCGGGGGGCUCCUCGUGACCCCACCUCCCUGCUCUGCAGAGGCCGGAAGCUUCUCCUCCACCGAAGCCAUAGCUGAGGAGCGUUUGUGGUUAGUGAGGUGACAGUGAGAGGUGACAGUGAGGGGUGGCGUGGAGGCCCCUUGCCCAGCCACUGAGAAAUGGGCCGGUCACACUUGCACCUCCUCCAGCAAGCCCUGCCUGCUGGGGCUGGCGUGGCGUCCCCGUCCCCUGCCGUGCCCGCCCCCGUUGGCGCGUGCGGCUGGUGGGAGGGGCCGCAUCUGCUCGCUCAGAGCUGGGCGUGUCCGCUGGCACCGUCCUCCUGCCAGCCCCGCGGUGACCCGGCCUGGCACAGCACCUGCACGGCCGCCGGCCCGUCGUCUUGGCCUCACACCGGCCAGGAGGUCCUCGGCUGGUGACCCGUGAGGGUCCAGAGUGGUAAAAGCACAUCUUCUUAACACUUCGCUCUUUGGAAGGCCCAGGAGGACAUCUGCAAAGGCUUCGGGAGGUGCCCCGAGCCCCGCUGGCUCCCAGAUGAAAAUCAAGCACAGCCGGGCUGGCACUCGGCCCCCCGGGCUGCUGGCACUGGCGUUGGGGGGUGGAGGGGCUGGGCAGGUGCGUCCCAGACCCACGGUGGCCCUCUCUGCAGGCGCCGUCCCCGUGUCAGGGAAGCUUGGCGGUCCCCUGCUUUAGGGAGCGACCGUGAGCAGAGCCCGGAGGCUCGGGGCCAGCGCCGGCCUGCACCCCGGCAUCCGACAGUAUUCCCUGCCCCGGCGCAGGGCUCGCCCGCUCCUCGGUGUCCCGCCCGGGGAAGCCCGAGCUUCCUGAGAGCUCGGCUGGUGGAGGAGGCCGGAGGGAGCCCCUCGCAGGCCUGGCUUGUCCUGGGCCGUCUGGGCAGGCUUGGCGUGAGGAGCAGGCGGCCUGGCGUCCGGGACAGGCCCCAGGCCUUGCGGGAUGCAGCCCCUGGGGCAGGUCACUCCAGCCCGUCCCGAGUCUUUUGGGUGUUGUUGAGAUUGUUUUUUGAAGAAACAGAAGAUUAUAUUUUUUACAGAGAGCAAGCUGUUUUUCUUAUUUUUAUAUCAUUUUUCAGAUGUAAUUUUUACCUUUGCUCCGAUCCUCAUUUGCUGGUUUGGGUGAGAGAUCUGGCGGCUCAAUGACCCCUUCGCGGGGCCCACAGGGUCACGCGCUGGCGCCGGCGGGGGAGGGGAGCCCUGCCCACCGGCCGGGCUAAGCACACUCCCCGCCCCCAUGGUGACGCCCACGCAGCUCCCAGGUUGCAGGUUGCGUCCUUGCACGGCAGAACCCGCUCACCCUGGCUGUGGGCCCUGCCUGGCCCGGCUCGCUGAGCUGCGUGGUGGGGAGACAGUGCCCGGGGCAAGGCUGGGUGGGCCCUGACCUGUCCCCAGCAGUGCCUCGGGGUGACACCCGUGGGUGACGGUCACAGCCGUCUCCGGGCCCCUGGCAAUGCCCAGGUGCGGGUCCUGGGGGCCUUGGGGUCAUCGAGCACCUCCUUUAGGCGCACUGGGACUCUGUCCCGGGCUCGGUGAGGAGGGUCCCUGCGGCGGAGCGGGCUGAUUCUGCACAGCGGGUGGGUGGUUCAGUUCGAGUCCCUUUUGAGGAGAAGGGAGAUGAAAACUGACCACGAGCUGGCGUGGCCGCCGGGCUCCCGGCCAGGGUCCCGCGUUGGCCAGUGGGUGGUGGCGGCGGCCGUGGCGGCUGCCCCCCCAGGUCAGGCGGGGAGCAGAGCGCGGCCAGCGGGGGCCCCGGGCUCCCGGCGGGAGAAGCCGCAGGGUCGCUGAACCGUAUGCAUCUGGGCGGAUGUUUAAUUUCUAUGACUAAUCACUGAACUAGAAUGAAUGUUAAAUUUUUUAUGUCUGAAGCAGCCUGAGUCUAUUUUCGAUCUGUAAAUAAUCAUGACCAGUGUGACUUUUGUUCAAAAAAAAAAAUAAAAAGAUUGUACUGUAUGAAGAACCCAUGGGGGGGGGAAGGAAAAAAAAAAAAAAACCUGUAACAUUUUUUUAAGAAAACUUCGUUUGUUUAAAGAAGUCUUGUAUAAAUUAUAAUUUUUAUUUAAAUAAACCUAAAAUGCUUUGUGCUAA
Messenger RNA from Microcebus murinus (gray mouse lemur), 4232 nucleotides. The record is from RefSeq and is a predicted model, not a curated record. Lineage: Eukaryota; Metazoa; Chordata; Mammalia; Primates; Cheirogaleidae.